Penicillium alfredii is the source of this 345-nucleotide messenger RNA. RefSeq lists its product as uncharacterized. Lineage: Eukaryota; Fungi; Ascomycota; Eurotiomycetes; Eurotiales; Aspergillaceae. The record is from RefSeq and is a predicted model, not a curated record. The transcript has a single exon. The coding region runs from base 1 to 345 and encodes 114 amino acids.
AUGCAAGAGAAUCUCCUUCAUUUGACAGACCUCAGCUUCGUGGGGCCUCUAUCCUCUACGCCGGCACAGGGCAAUCUCGACACAAUAGACCUGGAUCUCGUCGAGUCACUAGGCUCUGCGCUGGCGCAGGGGAAUCUCCUUGAUGUAACCGACCUCGAAUUCGUGGAGCCCCUAUCCUCCGUGCCGGCGCAAGGGAGUCUUCUUGAUAUGCCGGAUCUCAACUCCUUGAGGCCUCUCUCCUCUGCCCCUACACAGCCAAACCUUUUGGCGCAAAAGCAGGCAAUUUUUUUCAAACAAAUUUGGCGGGAUCUCAAUUGCAGAACUCUGAUCAACUCGCCUUCUUGA